Molecule: messenger RNA, 2910 nt
Organism: Miscanthus lutarioriparius
Lineage: Eukaryota; Viridiplantae; Streptophyta; Magnoliopsida; Poales; Poaceae
Source: the annotation of a GenBank genome assembly
AUGGCCGCAGACGAGCAGUCAUCCCCGACGCGGAAACGCGACCGCGAGGAAGAAGGGGAGGACCUCUCCGACGGGGGCGCCGCCAAGAAGCGGCCGCGCGCGGAGGGCGCGUCCCUGCUGGGGCUGGCUACCUACGAGGACGAGGAGGAAGACGAAGCGGCCAGGGGCCACGGGAAUGGCCGACGCGCGGUGGAGCCUGAGGGGGAGGAGGACGAGGAGGAUGACGAUGAGGAGGACGACGUGAGGAGGGCUCCGGAGAGGAGGCCCAGGCAGGUUGAGCUGCGCCGGGACUGCCCGUACCUCGACACUGUGAACAGACAGGUUCUUGAUUUUGAUUUUGAGAAGUUCUGUUCAAUCUCCUUGUCAAAUUUGAAUGUGUAUGCGUGCUUGGUCUGUGGAAAAUAUUUCCAAGGAAGAGGGUUAAAAUCUCAUGCAUAUACACACAGUCUUGAAGCAGGCCAUCACGUGUUCAUUAAUCUUCAAACCGAGAAGGCUUACUGUCUUCCUGAUGGAUAUGAGAUUAAUGAUCCAUCGUUAGAAGAUAUUCGGCAUGUUCUCAAUCCAAGGUUCACUAAAGAGCAGGUUCUAAAUCUUGACAAAAAUAAGCAGUGGUCUAGAGCACUUGAUGGCUCCAAUUAUCUACCUGGAAUGGUGGGUCUUAACAACAUCAAGGAGACUGAUUUUGUGAAUGUCACAAUACAGUCAUUAAUGAGAGUUACGCCUCUGAGAAAUUUCUUUCUAAUCCCUGAAAACUAUCAGCAUAGCAAAUCACCAUUGGUUCAUCGUUUUGGGGAAUUGACACGUAAGAUUUGGCAUGCUAGGAACUUCAAGGGCCAGGUUAGUCCACAUGAGUUUCUGCAAGCAGUUAUGAAGGCCAGCGACAAACGGUUUCAGAUUGGUGUACAGUCAGAUCCAGUGGAAUUUAUGUCAUGGCUCUUAAACACACUGCAUGCGAAACUAAAAAGCUCAAAGAAGAAAAACAGAAGCAUAAUACAUGAUUGCUUUCAGGGAGAACUUGAAGUUGUUAAGGAGGUUCAUAGGAAGCAUAUAAUGGAAAAAAGAGAGGAUGGCGAUGAGCUGAAUGGUGAGGUAGGUUCAGUGGUUGGAACUGCAGAUGGAAUUGUUACUGAAACAUCUAAGGUCCCAUUCCUGAUGCUCGGUCUUGACCUGCCACCUCCACCUCUUUUCAAAGAUGCCAUGGAGAAAAAUAUCAUUCCACAGGUACCAUUAUUUAACAUACUGAAGAAGUUUGAUGGUGAGACUGUGACGGAGGUUGUCCGACCAUCCAUUGCCCGAAUGAGGUACCGAGUCACUAGACUGCCGAAGUAUCUGAUCCUUCAUAUGCGAAGGUUUACCAAAAAUAAUUUCUUUGUCGAGAAAAACCCUACUCUAGUUAAUUUUCCUGUGAAGAACUUGGAAUUGAAGGACUACAUUCCAUUACCUAAGCCGAAAGAGAAUCAUAAGCUACGUUCAAAGUAUGACCUCAUAGCAAACAUUGUCCAUGAUGGCAAACCAGGCGAAGGAUGCUACAGAGUAUUUGUACAGCGGAAAUCAGAAGAGGCCUGGUACGAGAUGCAGGACCUCCAUGUUACUGAGACUCUUCCUCAAAUGUUCCCAGUACUUCACCUCUUCGAGUCCGCCGUCACGGACACACGAACUCGCGGGGAGCACGUGGGGCGGCCGUUAGUGGAGGCAAUCGCCGGCGAGUUAGGAGGCCAACACGACGGAGGAGUGACGCCGAAACCCGGUGGUGUGCGGAUUCUCACGGUGGUCGCGGUGAAUCUGCACGAUGGUGUCGGUGUUGCGGCCAAAAGGGCAAGGCCGACCUGUGUAUGGUUUUUUACUGGAAAAGGAGUUAAUCGGGCCUAUGUUGGUGGGAAAGUUCACUGCUUUGAUCAUUGUGAGGCAGACACUUGGUCUCCAGUGUGGUUUAAUGAGUUGUUGUUCAUGCUUUACUACCCGAAGAACCCAAAUUUGAAGAUGUACUGGCUUUUAUCUGGGAAAGACAUUUCAGAUGGCAUUAGGUUGAUUUUUAGUGACUCAGAUACCUUGGUGAUGGCCUCUCUAGUAGGUAGAGUGAGGACAUUUGUUCUGUAUGCUUAUCAUGAUGACUCUCUAGCUAGCUUGGAUUGGGAUGACAUUGUGGCAAACCCAAUAAGAUCAAUGCCCAAGGUUAUGAGCCCCUGUAGAGUGGGAGUGCAGAACAGGAACAUAAUAUAUAUUCCUGAUGAUGUGGAUGCAACUUAUGAAGAUGAUGUGCAGUAUAGUUCUAGUGAAGAUGACUCAGAUUUUGAAGAUAGUGAUUAUGAUCUGGCUAAUGAAGAUGAUGAUCUAUUCAUGGAUAAUGUUGAUGACCAAAUGGUUGAUCAAGGAGUUGCCAUGGGAAAGAAGGUACCCAAGGGAAAGAGAGCUCAAGUUAUGGUGGGCAGAGGUGAUGAGGAUUUCUCAACUGAUGAUGAAGGGUUAAUGGUUCCAAACUCUGAUGUUGAAAACAAUGUCACAUUCAAUUUCAAGUCAUUCAAGCAUGAAGACUUGGUCAAUCUAGUGUUCAAAGUAGGAAUGAUCUUUGAGUCUGUAGAGUUGCUAAGGAAGGCUAUUACAGAAUAUAGUUUGAAGCACAGGGUGGAUAUUAAGAUGCCAAUGAAUGAGAAGAAGAGGUUGCGAGCCAUAUGUGAGAAAGGAUGUCCUUGGUAUUUGUAUGCUUCAGAUGAUAAGAGGGCUCAUGGAAUGAUGAUAAAGACUUUUUGUGGUGAGCACAACUGCCACAAGAAGUGGGUAUUAAAGAGGUGCACAUCCAAUUGGUUUGUUGAUAAGUACUUGAAAUCUUUCAGAGCUGAUAAGAAGAUGACACUAGGGAAUUUUGCUAGAAUAGUGCUGAAAGCAUCUAGGCCCCUAGUUGGGUUUCGGUGA